This is a messenger RNA of Cyphellophora europaea CBS 101466, 1266 nucleotides long. RefSeq lists its product as uncharacterized. Gene Ontology annotation, biological process: transmembrane transport. The record is from RefSeq and is a predicted model, not a curated record. The transcript has a single exon. The coding region runs from base 1 to 1266 and encodes 421 amino acids. NCBI's taxonomy places the organism in Eukaryota, Fungi, Ascomycota, Eurotiomycetes, Chaetothyriales, Cyphellophoraceae. Gene Ontology annotation, cellular component: membrane. Gene Ontology annotation, molecular function: transmembrane transporter activity.
AUGAACAACCAGAUCGAUGAAGGUUCUAAAGAGACCUUCGUCGCCGUCGCAGAAUCCCCAACUUCUGUCGGCGGUGCCGUCAAUGCCUACCCUGGCGCCCGGACUGAUCAGACCCGGAAUGUCGGCUUGCGAGUUCGAAGGCUGUUCAGCUUUACGCAAAUCUUCUUCUUUGCGCUGACCUUCAUGUCGAGCUGGGAGGUCAUGGCAUUAAAUCUGCAAGCCGUCUUCUACAAUGGGGGACCGAAUGCACUGGUAUGGGGAGCUCUUGUCGUUAUUUCUGGGGCUCUGGCUCAGUCAGCCUCGCUAGCCGAGCUAUCGUCUCUACAGCCCAUCGCCGGCGCCCAAUAUCACUGGACUCAUUUCCUUGCCCCUCAAUCCCAACGACGCUUUAUUACAUGGAUGCAGGGUUGGAUAACUUGGUUCGGCUGGGUAUCGCUCCUUGCUGGGGUGGCCAAUACCACCUGCUAUAUGCUCCAAUCUCUCGUGGCUGUCAACUACGAGACCUACAGUCCGGAGCGCUGGCACGUCACGCUCCUAAUCUUCGCCCUGCUGAUCCUGCAAGGUUUGAUCAACAUGUACACCUUCUUUUUAAUCCCUUGGAUCGAGGUCGUCGCCGGAGUCCUCCACAUAGUCAUGUUCAUCAUCUUUGUCAGCGCCCUCCUAGCAACCGCGUCUAAGCACACAGCGGAUUUCGUCUUCACCUCGCGAGUACCAUCCUCCUCUUCAGGCUGGAACAACUACUUUGUGAGCUGGAACAUCGGCCUUCUCACGCCUACUUGGGGUUUCGUGGGGUUUGACGGUGCGGUCCAUAUGUCCGAAGAAGUGAGAAGCGCAAGACUAGCAGUGCCACGAGCAAUGUUUUGGACUAUCGCCCUGAACUCCGUGCUCGCCUGGGCCAUCAUCCUCGUUAUCCUUUUCAGCAUGGGGGACCUGGACGCUGCGCUCAAUGCUCCGUUCCCUAUCAUCGAAAUCUGCACGCAAGCCGUUGGCUCCGUCCGAGCUGCUACCGCGAUGGUCUGUGGGCUGCUGGUCAUAUCUCUCGCCGUCAAUCUCAGCAGUAUCGCCUCUGCCUCUCGUCUCACCUGGGCGUGGGCUCGCGACGGUGGGCUGCCCUCCUACUUUGCACACAUUUCUCCACGCCACCGGGUGCCCGUACGCUCGAUCUGGCUGCCCGUAGUGAUUGUCAUGUGCCUCGCCUGCUUGAACAUAGGCAAUUACGCCGCUUUCGGCGCCUUCAUCGCCCUCUCUUCCUUUUCCCUGUUCUAG